This is a messenger RNA of Auanema sp. JU1783, 429 nucleotides long. NCBI's taxonomy places the organism in Eukaryota, Metazoa, Nematoda, Chromadorea, Rhabditida, Rhabditidae. The record is from the annotation of a GenBank genome assembly.
AUGAAGUUCAGCAAGUUCGUAACCAGCGACUCUGGCAAGAACCGUAAGCAGCAUUUCAAUGCUCCUUCCCACGAGCGUAGAAAGAUUAUGUCUUCUCCCCUCGUCAAGGACUUGAGAGCCAAGCACGGAAUUCGCGCUAUCCCAAUCAGAGUUGAUGAUGAAGUUGUUGUUACUCGUGGACGUCAUAAGGGAAACAAUGGCCGCGUCAUUCGUUGUUAUCGUAAGAAGUUCGUCAUCCACAUUGACAAGAUCACCCGCGAAAAGGCCAACGGAUCUACCGUGCAUAUCGGAAUCCACCCUUCCAAGGUUGCUAUCACUAAGCUGAAGCUCGAUAAGGAUCGUCGUUCCAUCGUCGAAAGAAAGGCUGCUGGACGCGCUCGUGUCCUCGGAGUCCUCAAGGGAAAGCACUCUGAAGAAUCAGUUAACUGA